Penaeus indicus is the source of this 1383-nucleotide messenger RNA. It is a transcript of the gene eEF1gamma, whose product is annotated as elongation factor 1-gamma-like. Gene Ontology annotation, molecular function: translation elongation factor activity. Gene Ontology annotation, cellular component: cytoplasm; nucleus. The record is from RefSeq and is a predicted model, not a curated record. NCBI's taxonomy places the organism in Eukaryota, Metazoa, Arthropoda, Malacostraca, Decapoda, Penaeidae. The transcript has 9 exons. Gene Ontology annotation, biological process: translational elongation.
UCCCUGUCCAGGAGCAGAGGUGGCGCAUGCGCAGAUCGCCCUACGCCCUCUCACUACAACCAUGUCAGCCAGCGGGACGCUGUACACUUACCCUGAGAACUUCAGGGCCUUCAAGGCCCUGAUCGCUGCUCAGUACAGCGGUGCCAAAGUAACCGUAGACAGCAGCUUUGUCUUUGGGGAAACCAACAAGUCUGAUGCCUUCCUGAAGAAGUUCCCUCUUGGCAAGGUUCCAGCCUUUGAGUCUACUGAUGGCAAGUGCAUUUUUGAGAGCAAUGCCAUUGCUUGGGCAGUGGCCAAUGAGCAGCUCCGUGGAAAGUCUCCCAUGGACCAGGCUCAGGUGGUCUCCUGGAUGAACUUUGCUGAUAAUGAAAUCCUGCCAGCCUCAUGCACCUGGGUAUUCCCAUGCCUCGGUAUUAUGCAGUUCAACAAGGGUAACACUGAGCGUGCUAAGGAAGACAUUAAGAAAGCUCUUGCUGCUCUUAACUCCCACCUUCUGUCCCGUACCUACCUGGUGGGAGAACGCAUCUCCCUGGCUGACAUCACUGUAUGUUGCACCCUUCUCCAUCUCUACCAGUAUGUGCUGGAACCCUCCUUCCGCAAGCCUUAUCAGAAUGCCAACCGUUGGUUCACUACCAUGGUUAACCAGCCUCAGGUAAAAUCGGUUAUUGGUGAAUUCAAGCUUUGCGAGAAGAUGGCACAGUUUGAUAACAAGAAGUUUGCUGAAGUCCAGAGCAAAUUGAAGCAAGGUGGAGGUGACAAGAAGAAGGAGUCUAAGAAGGAGGCAAAGAAGGAACAACCCAAGGAGAAGAAGGAAAAGGAGUCCUCCCCUCCUGCAGCUGCCCCUGCCCCUGCCCCCAAGCCCAAGGAUCCCCUGGAUGCCCUUCCUGCAGGAAACUUCAACUUGGAUGACUUCAAGAGGUUCUAUUCAAACAACGAUGAAGAUAAGUCUGUGCCUUACUUCUGGGAAAAGUUUGACAAAGAUCAUUAUUCCAUCUGGUACUGUGAAUACAAGUAAGUAGAGCCAAUUGUCUUUUGUACAUUAUUAACAGGAAUGUUCCAGCGUGUGGAUAAGCUCCGCAAAAAUGCCUUUGCCUCCAUGUGCGUGUUUGGUGAAGAUAAGGCCAACAAUAUUUCCGGCAUUUGGGUCUGGAGGGGACAGGAAUUGGCCUUCCCUCUCUGCGAUGACUGGACCGUCGACUACGAGUCCUACGACUGGAAGAAGCUCGACCCUGCAUCGGAGGAGACCAAGAAGCUAGUCGACCAGUACUUCAAGUGGAUUGGGGAGGACAACAAGGGCCGCAAAUUUAACCAGGGCAAGAUCUUCAAAUAAUUCUAAACCUACACAAAUGUUAUAUCCUAAUGAGUAAAUAAAAUUUACCUUCA